AUGAAAAUAGCUACUACAGUCUCGCCGCCGACGCAUUCCGCAGUAAACACUGCAGAAAUUGCGGGUACGGCGACGCUGAAGCCUCACCAAAUGAGUAGAAGAAAUCCUUUCCUAAAAUUCUCUACACUUAACUGCGUAGAGUUCUUCAUUUUUUUUGUACGCCUUUGGUUGGGAGUAUCUGGUGGCGAAGAAGGUGCUCGCUUUGGCCCGUCUUUGAUGCCUGGGGGAUCUUUUGAAGCGUAUAAUAAUAUUAAGGAUAUAUUAGAGAAAGUAGCAGCUCAGGUUGAAGAUGGGCCGUGUGUGACUUAUAUUGGUGAAGGUGGAUCUGGUAAUUUUGUUAAGAUGGUGCAUAAUGGGAUAGAGUACGGUGAUAUGCAAUUGAUUUCAGAGGCCUACGAUGUGUUAAAGAACGUUGGUGGUUUAUCUAACGCUGAAUUAGCAGAAAUUUUUGCAGAGUGGAAUAAAGGAGAGUUGGAGAGCUUCUUGAUUGAGAUUACAUCUGAUAUUUUCAGGGUUAAAGACGAACAUGGAGAUGGGGAAUUGGUCGAUAAGAUUUUGGAUAAGACUGGAAUGAAAGGAACUGGAAAAUGGACUGUCCAGCAAGCUGCUGAGCUAUCUGUUGCAGCACCAACUAUUGCUGCUUCUUUGGAUAGUAGGUAUUUGAGUGGAUUGAAGGAGGAAAGGGAAAAUGCAGCUGAGGUUUUGAAGGAGGCAGGAUUAAAGGAGGAAGUAGGAGCUAUUAAGAGUGGUAUUGAUAAGAAGAGAUUGAUUGAUGAUGUUAGGCAAGCAUUGUAUGCUUCCAAGAUUUGUAGUUAUGCACAAGGGAUGAAUUUGCUGAGGGCUAAGAGUGUUGAGAAAGGUUGGAACUUGAAUUUGGGAGAGUUGGCAAGGAUUUGGAAAGGUGGGUGUAUUAUAAGGGCAGUGUUUUUGGAUAGGAUUAAGAAGGCUUAUCAGAGGAAUCCCAAUUUGGCUAGCUUAGUUGUGGAUCCUGAAUUUGCUAGGGAGAUGGUACAGAGGCAGGCAGCUUGGAGAAGAGUUGUGGGUUUGGCUAUUUCAGCAGGCAUUAGCACUCCAGGCAUGUGCGCAAGUCUUGCUUACUUUGACACUUAUAGGCGUGCUAGGCUACCGGCAAAUCUUGUUCAGGCUCAGAGGGAUUUGUUUGGAGCACAUACUUAUGAAAGGAUUGAUAUGCCCGGGGCAUUCCAUACUGAGUGGACAAAACUUGCUCGCGCCGGUGUUGGUGCUUUCAACUGAGCAUUUUUCGUGGUUGUUUUGCUUCUUUGUUUAAGAUGUGUCUUGAUUAUGUUUCCAUUUGAAUUGAAGUUGUAUGUCCCAUUGGGAUUCUCUUGCCUUGGCAUACCAACUAUUGUUUAGCCUCACAGUUUUUACUGUUAAUAAGAAAUGCAUGCCCCUUGGGAUCUAGAAAUUGUACUCUGCUUAGUUCUAGAUAGGAUAGGUUCGAUUAUGCUUUUGAUUUCUUAACUUUUUCGCAUCGUCUCAAUAAUAUUACAAUCUCUUGUGAGGCUAUUUGAUUUGGAA
This is a messenger RNA of Jatropha curcas, 1539 nucleotides long. RefSeq names its product 6-phosphogluconate dehydrogenase, decarboxylating 3, chloroplastic. Gene Ontology annotation, molecular function: phosphogluconate dehydrogenase (decarboxylating) activity; NADP binding. NCBI's taxonomy places the organism in Eukaryota, Viridiplantae, Streptophyta, Magnoliopsida, Malpighiales, Euphorbiaceae. Gene Ontology annotation, biological process: pentose-phosphate shunt. The record is from RefSeq and is a predicted model, not a curated record.